AUGAACCUUGCUCUAAUAAAACUACGCCACUUUCCAUGUUUUUACCUCGCAGCAUGCAGCAUCCAGGGGUCUUUGGCGGCAGACAGCGAGCAGCAGCUAGUGAAUUCCCAAGUCACCGAAUCUGCCACCAACGCGAACGCUCUGAUCUCUUCGCCUGACGAAGGCACAGCCAAGUCCGGCGACGCAGCAGAGGUCACUCCCGCGGACGCGCUACCUGUGAGCACGGCGGUGAGCAUUGGCGGAGUGGUGGUCCCCUUUAACGAGCGCCGCUGCGUGAACCUGAAGCCUGCCAAGGGGAGCCGCGCUGGCGGGAACUCUCUCUGGCAGACCGUGAAGGUGUGGUGGGAGCAAGUCGAGCGCAAUAUCAAUCCAAGGAAGGCGGGAGCCGGUGGCAGCGGCAACACGCGUGUGCCAGGCACGUGCAAGGAGGUGAAGUUUUUCACCCGCCACGAUUGCAAGGGCGCCGCUGUCAAGAAUGUGGCGAAGACCAGACGCGGCAACGCUCUGCUCAACAUGAUGUUCGGCCGUUCCAAACCCAGGAACUGGGAGUUGUUCUAA
Molecule: messenger RNA, 558 nt
Organism: Closterium sp. Naga37s-1
Lineage: Eukaryota; Viridiplantae; Streptophyta; Zygnematophyceae; Desmidiales; Closteriaceae
Source: the annotation of a GenBank genome assembly